AGAUCUAUUCAGAAAUAUUACAAAGAACUUGCAAUUUUUUCAUCAAACUAAAGCAAUACACCAGAGUGCAAAAACAUAUUCAGAAACUAUGAGUGGAAACGCUGAUUACAAGUCUGCCAAAUCAGUUUAUGAUUUUAUAGUUAAAAAUAUUAAAGGAGAAGAUGUUCCAAUGGAGAAAUACAAAGGUCACGUCUUACUAAUUGUAAAUGUUGCUUCAAAAUGCGGUCUUACUGCAGAUAAUUAUAAGGAACUUAAUGAACUUCAUGACCAAUAUGCAGAAUCCAAGGGUUUGAAAAUUUUGGCAUUUCCUUGUAAUCAGUUUAAUGGCCAAGAACCUGGCGAUGCUGAAGAAAUUUGUAGUUUUGCUAAUCGACAAAAAGUAAAAUUUGAUCUUUUUGAAAAAAUCGACGUCAACGGCGACAAUGCGGACCCCCUCUGGAAAUAUCUUAAGAGGGAGCAAGGAGGUACACUUCUUGACUUCAUCAAAUGGAAUUUCACCAAAUUUAUCGUCAAUAAAGAGGGGAAAGUGGUUGAACGACAUGGACCCAAUGUUAAUCCCAGUAAACUUAUUAGUAACCUCGAAAAGUAUUUUUAAAAUGCACUCUCACAAUUUGAUAUAUAUUUUAAGAGUCUAGUACACAUUAAUUUUUUAAGAAU
Copidosoma floridanum is the source of this 657-nucleotide messenger RNA. RefSeq lists its product as uncharacterized. NCBI's taxonomy places the organism in Eukaryota, Metazoa, Arthropoda, Insecta, Hymenoptera, Encyrtidae. The record is from RefSeq and is a predicted model, not a curated record. Gene Ontology annotation, molecular function: peroxidase activity. Gene Ontology annotation, biological process: response to oxidative stress.